This is a messenger RNA of Pelobates fuscus (common spadefoot toad), 2185 nucleotides long. RefSeq names its product cAMP-dependent protein kinase inhibitor beta-like. Bases 1 to 249 code for a protein of 82 amino acids. The transcript has 3 exons. Gene Ontology annotation, molecular function: cAMP-dependent protein kinase inhibitor activity. NCBI's taxonomy places the organism in Eukaryota, Metazoa, Chordata, Amphibia, Anura, Pelobatidae. The record is from RefSeq and is a predicted model, not a curated record. Gene Ontology annotation, biological process: negative regulation of cAMP-dependent protein kinase activity. Gene Ontology annotation, cellular component: nucleus; cytoplasm.
AUGGCGCUUAAGUGGGUAAAUAUGACAGAGGUAGAACCUGUACUAGAUUUUGCUUCAUCUGCUCGGACUGGACGUAGAAACGCAUUGCCUGACAUACUAGGGUCACCAGCAGGGGUCACACCCUCUGACCUCCCACUCAAACUAGCAGAAAUGUCUUUAAAUACAGACAGAGGACCAGACCUUCAGUCUCCAUCAACAGAGUUACCCCAGCAGCCCUCUCACAGCCCAGAACUAAAAGACGCUUCCUAGUUUCCUGAUCCUAAACAGAGAGGGCAUAUUUUCCUGCAUACAUGCUGGAGAGAUAUACUAAUGCAUCUAAGAAGACUUGGACAAAGGAAAUGUCCAUUUAACAUCACAGCAAAUCAGCAAGAAUAUGGAGGAUUGGUGAUGUUAGGUGGGGGUGAGGGGGGAGGACGACAGGAGCAGAAAUUAGACUAGGCAUCCCCCACACCCACAAAUAUCAGUGCUGAAGCAUUUUUGGCUUUAACACCCAAAUGUAGACAACAGGACUUUAAGGUAACAUUUUUCAGGAGAAAGAACAAUUCAGGCAUAUUUAUUUAAGGAUUAAAUGCGGAAUCCAUAUCCGUGUUUGUGUAUGUAUGUACAUAGAGAGACGUUUAACGUGGUUGUGUAUGUGGACGGUAUAUAUACACAUUAUAAUUCCUGCAGAUCUUUUUGUCAGUCCUAAAUGUCAGUUUCUCUAGGUAUUAAUGUACCGGUACUUUGAGUUUGUUACAAACUUGAGUAACAAUAUUUUAUUUACUGAAAUGAUGAUCUAAAAAAGGGUGCUUUGUGAAGAACAUUCUUAGAAGAUUGAAAAGCUCCAUAUAUUUAGAAUGGAUAUUAGUGCCGUGAUGGUUGUCUUUGGCACUACAGGUGUUUGUGGACUACAUUUCAUUUUAGGCAUCAGCUGAGCAUCAUGAGAAAUGCAACCCAAAAACACUGUGCAGUGCCAUGGAUUGCCAUCAUGGGAGACUGCGAUGGGAGAAUGGAGAUUGCAAUAACAAAUCAGCUGGUGAUAUCUGGAAAAGAUAAAAGCAGGAUAUAUUGAAAUGGGGGAAGGGUAACACGGAAUACUAUAAUAAAAAGAUCUGCAUGAUGUAUCCGAAGUAGGCAUGGUAAAUUAAAGCCAGCAUUUUGUACAAAUGACAGCAGCAUUUGCAGGAAAACAAUCUCCUGAGUUUGGAGAUGGGUGGUAUGGAAGAGAGUUUCAUAUGUAAUAUUUGCGCUCUUGCAGGCCUUUUCAGAGCCCUCGGAUUAGCAUUAGAGGAACCCUUCUUGUUAGAACUCUUUCUUCCUCAGAUCUAGAAAAUGCCACGUAAUGCCAGUCUUGAUUUUUAGGCCACUUGCUUCCCAGGGAUCUGUAGAAACACAUGGCUUUUUUUUUUUUUUUUUUUCAGUCUGCCAUCAUAAUCCCUAAAUAAUGCACCUUGUAUAUCUAGAGACCUGUGUCUUAAGACAUUAAACAUGCCCCUGCCUCUUGAACAAAUGAUUUCCUGGGGAAUACAUCCUUUAAACUCAUCAAUACUCUACGAAGACUGAUCAUUAAGAACAUCUAGUACAUCAUUUCUAUUAAAUCACAUUGCUCCCCAGUUUUCCUGAUACAUUUUAAUGAAUUAACCUCACUUAUAGUAUUAGCUCACAUUGCAUAUGAGCUGAUAACUAGAUCUAUUGUAAACCAUAUAUGUGCACAAGGAGUUUGCCCAGGCACAACCUAAUUGGGUCCAAUUUAUCCUAAUUAUUCCAAUUACACUUCUUUAUAUAACACCAACAUAUUCCACAGCUCUGUACAAUUGGUAAACAUAAACAUUUAAUUCUAAUGAAACACAUAUGACAUAAAGGAAGAGUGGGUAAAGACUGCCAUACCCAAACAAACCCACAAUCUAAAGAUAUUUCCAGUUUAGAGCUAUGAGUACUUUUUCAUAGGUUUGGGCUAGGUUGUUUUUUUGUUUUUGUAUAUCUCUGAAUACACCUGAUUCUCAGUAGAAAUUUUGUAAAUAUCAUUAUUUUUUUAGGUAAAGCUUAGAUGGCAGUUUUCUAUGGAUAUACACCUUAAAUGACACACACACACACCACACUUUACGAAAGCCAGGAACUCUAUGUAUAUUCAAAGUGAAUUUCAACUUUAAGACCACAAUAGUCAAACUGGAAAAAUUCACCCAGUCAGCUAUGCUUCCAGAUCAGC